CUCUGUAGUCCGUGGAGGCAAGCGUGGAGGACCUGAGACCGACGCACGCAGCAGCAGCAGCAGCAGCAACAGCAACAGCAGCUCCCUGUCAUUUGUGUGUGGAUUCAGCUGCUGUAUUCGUAGCAAAUAGCAAGUCAAGGAAUCCAAUUUCCCAAGGGUAGAUAAGCAACCGUUAGAGUUACACUAAGCUGAAGAAUGACAAUAUGAUGUCUGAAGCCGCAGGACUUAGGAAUGACAAUAUAAUGUUAGUGGUUUAUGAUGAUGCUUCGGAUCAACGAUCGUUGUCUUUGGAUGAUACCAGCAGCACUGAGGAAUCGCCUGAUGAGACCAGGCUUUCAUUGGAGACCACAAAUGAUCUAACUCCAUAUAUUGGACAAAGAUUUUCUACUCAUGAUGCAGCUUAUGAAUACUACAGUGAAUUUGCUAAGAGAUGUGGAUUCUCAAUCCGGAGGCACCGCACAGAGGGAAAAGUUGGGGUAGGAAAAGGAAUUACAAGACGCUACUUUGUCUGUCACCGUGCUGGAAACACCCCCAUCAAAAACUCCAGUGAGAGUAAACCUCAAAGGAACAGAAAGUCCUCCCGAUGUGGAUGUCAAGCUUACAUGCGGAUAAGCAAGACAACAGAAUUAGGAGCACUGGAAUGGCGUGUCACAGGUUUUGCAAACCACCAUAAUCAUGAACUCUUGGAACCAAACCAAGUUCGUUUUCUUCCUGCUUACCGAACUAUUUCUGAGUCUGAUAAGAGCCGGAUACUUAUGUUUGCCAAGACAGGAAUUUCGGUGCAGCAAAUGAUGAGGCUCAUGGAGCUGGAGAAGUGUGUGGAACCAGGGUGUUUACCAUUCACUGAAAAGGAUGUUAGGAAUUUACUCCAGUCAUUUAGGAAAUUAGAUCCAGAAGAGGAGAGUAUCGACUUGUUAAGAAUGUGCAGAAGUAUCAAGGAGAAAGAUCCCAACUUCAAAUUUGAGUACACCCUCGACUCAAACCACAGAUUAGAGAAUAUUGCAUGGUCAUACGCAUCAUCAGUCCAGGCAUAUGAGUCAUUCGGUGAUGCCGUGGUGUUUGACACUACUCACCGCUUAACUGCAUUUGACAUGCCACUUGGGAUAUGGGUUGGAAUAAACAAUUAUGGUAUGCCUUGUUUUUUCGGCUGUGUGCUUCUACGAGAGGAAAGUUUAAGGUCGUUUUCGUGGGCGUUAAAGGCAUUCCUGAGCUUCAUGUAUGGGAAGGCACCACAGACAAUAUUAACUGACCAAAAUGUGUUUCUGAAAGAAGCAAUAAGCAUGGAAAUGCCAACUGCUAAGCAUGCACUAUGCAUAUGGAUGAUAGUGGCAAAGUUUCCCUCCUGGUUCAAUGCUGUUUUGGGUGAACGUUACAAUGAGUGGAAGAGUGAGUUUUAUCGCAUAUACAAUUUGGAGUCCAUAGAGGAUUUUGAGCUAGGAUGGAGAGACUUGGUAAAUUCUUUUGGGCUUCACUCUAACAGGCACAUAGUCAACUUGUAUGGCCUACGUUCGUUAUGGGCAUUACCGUUCUUGAGAAGCCAUUUCUUUGCAGGAAUGACUGCAAUUGGACAGUCAAAGUUCAUUAAUGCAUUCAUCCAACGAUUUUUGAGUGCACAGACCCGACUUGCACACUUUGUUGAACAAGUAGCUGUUGCCGUGGAUUUUAAAGAUCAAGCUGGAGAACAACAAACAAUGCAACAGAAUCUCCAAAAUAUUUGCCUUAAAACAGGAGCGCCUAUGGAAUCCCAUGCGGCCUCAAUCCUUACUCCUCAUGCUUUCUCUAAGCUUCAAGAACAACUUGUUUUGGCUGCCCACUACGCAUCUUUUCAGAUGGAAGAUGGUUUUCUUGUGCGACACCACACAAAAGCUGAUGGAGGUCGUAAAGUGUAUUGGGUUCCUCGGGAAGGCAUCAUAAGUUGCAGUUGCCAUCACUUUGAGUUCUCUGGAAUUCUCUGUCGGCAUGCACUUCGAGUUCUCUCCACAGGAAAUUGCUUUCAGAUACCCGAUAGAUAUAUUCCUGUGCGAUGGCGCCGGAUCAGCAUGCCUUCUGCAAAACUCCUUCAGAGUGCUCCAAGUGAACAUGCAGAAAAAAUACAGUUAUUGCAGAAUAUAGUCUCAACUCUUGUAACAGAAUCUGCCAAGUCUAGGGAGAGACUAGAUAUAGCAACUGAGCAAGUCUCCAUUCUCUUAUCUCGUAUACGAGAAGUGCCUGUUUCGUUGCAAAGUACAAGAGAGAUUUGUUCUACGCAUAGGAAUAUUUGAUUCAUACAUACAGAUAGCAUAGUCCAAGCUCUCAUGGACAGCAACGCUUGUCAAGGUUUGCUAAAGAAUGUAAGUCGGACAGGCUUGGAAGCUGCAAUUUGCACCAGAGGCUUGGAAGCUGGUAUGUCUGAUAAAGUUGUUGCUUGACCUUUUUGUAGUUGUUUUGGUAUCCAUGUGAUGAUGGUUGUAGAAGGACUUGGGUUUUUUGGACUUCAUUUCGUAUGCCCUACGGCCGAUGGAUGAAGACAUUUCUGCUAGUUGCCAGUCGGGACACAAGAAUGCGGAUACAUAGAGGCACAGUUGUUUUGAAGCAAUGGACGGAUGUUUCUCCCUCAGUUGAUUGAGUCGGAGUGUCUCAACACCAGAAAAAUAGAACGCAGUUCCUUGUCUUCAUGAAAUAGGGACACCAGAAGAAACAAGGUUGGAUUGGUUACCAACAACUGGAGCACCCUGGAGAUAUUUGGAAUUGACAAUAACAUGCCGUGGUGCACGCCAACUAAAAUCAUGCAAGAGGAUUGUAGCUCAAGGCGAUUAGAGCAUUUACUAAUGUAUUUGAUGUUCUUUGUUCGAUCCCGCACUCCCAAUAUCACUUGUAUCUUGGAAGACAAAACUAGGAAUCAAAAUCGAACCUCGGCAACUUCGAAUGGA
Messenger RNA from Pyrus x bretschneideri (Chinese white pear), 2909 nucleotides. Its product is annotated as protein FAR1-RELATED SEQUENCE 11. Gene Ontology annotation, molecular function: zinc ion binding. Bases 204 to 2261 code for a protein of 685 amino acids. The record is from RefSeq and is a predicted model, not a curated record. The transcript is spliced from 4 exons. Gene Ontology annotation, biological process: regulation of DNA-templated transcription. NCBI's taxonomy places the organism in Eukaryota, Viridiplantae, Streptophyta, Magnoliopsida, Rosales, Rosaceae.